Messenger RNA from Melospiza melodia melodia, 1548 nucleotides. RefSeq names its product Fc receptor-like protein 5. The transcript has 11 exons. Gene Ontology annotation, cellular component: plasma membrane. Gene Ontology annotation, molecular function: transmembrane signaling receptor activity. Lineage: Eukaryota; Metazoa; Chordata; Aves; Passeriformes; Passerellidae. The record is from RefSeq and is a predicted model, not a curated record. Gene Ontology annotation, biological process: cell surface receptor signaling pathway. The coding region runs from base 1 to 1548 and encodes 515 amino acids.
AUGGCCGGGAAGGUGGCGCUGCUCCUUUGGGUCCAGACCCUCGGCCUUGCUGGUGCCCAGACCACCCAGAUCCUGGUGGAGCCUCCCUGGAGGCCAGCAGUGCUGUGGAACCGGGUGACACUGACCUGCCAGGGCUUGGGGACUGCCGGUGCCACCACCUGGUACAAGGACAGUCAGCGUUGGUGGCACGAGGGACAGGACCGCCUCAGUGUCACCGAGAGUGGCACCUACACAUGUGACAGACCCGGAACUGGGCGCAGCCCCCCCGUGACAGUCUUAGAUGCCUGGCUGGUGCUGCAGGUGCCAGCACGGACGCUGCUGGAGGGGGACACGGUGACACUGCACUGCCGGAGCUGGCAGAACAACACAAUCACCUUGGUGUCAUUUUACCACAAGGGGAAGAAACUGGAGGGGCUCCAUGAUGGCACCGAUCUGUCCCUGUCCCCUCUGCAGCAGCACCACAGUGGCAACUACCAAUGUGAGGGCUGGGUGAGCAAAGUGGUGUCAAAGUGGAGUGUGUCAAAGAGGGUUACAGUGACAGUACACAGGGUCUCACUCUCAGGGGUGUCCCUGUCAGUGCAGCCCCCUGGGGGACAGGUGGCACUCGGGGAGAGCCUGGUGCUGAGCUGUGCAGUGGCCGUGGGGACAGGUCCCCUGUCCUUCUCCUGGCACCGGGAGGGCUCAGGGGCACUGCUGGGCACCGGCCCCGACCUGGAGCUGCGCCACGUUGGGGACAAUGACAGCGGCCAGUACCAGUGUCGGGUCAGUGACGGGGACAGCGUGGCCGAGAGUGACCCCCUGAAUGUCACCAUCCUGGUGCCCGUGGCCAAUGCCACCAUUAGCCAUCGUCCCCUGUCACAUCAGGUGCAUGCAGGUGACAAUGUGACCCUGCGCUGCUCAGUGCAGGUGGGCUCAGCCCCUGUCACCUUCACCUGGCUGCACAAUGGGCAGGAGGUGGCCCGGGGUCCCCUCCUGGAGCUCGGGGACAUCAAUGUGGGACAUUCAGGCACCUACCAGUGCGUGGCCACCAACCAGCUGGGACAGGACGGGCACCGCGUGUUCCGGGCACUCAGCCCUGAGCUGGCCCUGGAGGUGACACCUGGCUCACCCUGGGUCACAGCAGUGGCUGUGAAUGUCGGCAGGACCCUCUUGUUCCUGCUCCUGCUCCUGGCUGUCAUCGGGGUCUGUCACUGGUGGCACCGCCGGGGUGCCAAUCUCAGUGACAGUGACGUGAUCGCGCCUUUCCUGCCCCCACCGCUGCCCAUCCUUCUGCUGGUGCUCGCUGUGAGGGUCUCCGACUCGGGGCAUUAUGGCUGUGAGGUGCACUCCCAGGGGGGGUCCGUGCGGAAGAGCAGCAACCGGCUCCGCAUCACAGUGUGCACGCCCCCUCGGGCCCGGCUCCGCCCCCAGCAGCCAAAGCUCCGCCCCUCGCUGAAGCUCCGCCCCUCGAUGAAGCUCCGCCCCUCGAUGAAGCUCCGCCCCCAGCAGCAGAAGCUCCGCCCCUCGAUGAAGCUCCCCCCCAUCAGCCGAAGCUCCGCCCCUCGAUGA